Neurospora crassa OR74A is the source of this 1654-nucleotide messenger RNA. Its product is annotated as amidohydrolase. NCBI's taxonomy places the organism in Eukaryota, Fungi, Ascomycota, Sordariomycetes, Sordariales, Sordariaceae. The transcript has a single exon. The record is from RefSeq and is a predicted model, not a curated record. Bases 45 to 1562 code for a protein of 505 amino acids. Gene Ontology annotation, molecular function: hydrolase activity, acting on carbon-nitrogen (but not peptide) bonds.
GCAAAGAACAAGAUCUCAUUGAGACGCUCUUGUCAAGCCCGAGUAUGAAAAUCCCGUCAUCACCAUUCCAUCGCCAUCACUCUUCGACUGUUGGGCAGACAGCAAUUUCCAUACCUGUCAUGAUGAGUCAAUCUGAAGCAACGUGGACCUCAGCCUUUGGAGGGAUCCCGGAAAUCGUCAUCAAACCAUGGAAACCACCGCCACGAAGGACCUAUCUCUUUAAAAGAGCGAACCUCGUUGAUACCGCUCAAGGAACCAUUAUCUCCAACGUAAACAUCAAGAUCGCAGAUGGCGUGAUCAAGCUCAUCGAGAAAAACGAUCCCAGAAUUACCAGCCUCGCUCAUCAUCAACGAGGCGAAGAUGACUUGGGAUCGGUAAUCGAAGUUGACCUUGAAGGCAAAUUUCUGUGCCCUGGGCUUAUUGACUGCCAUGUCCACGUCAGUGCCGUACCAGGGGAACUCAGUCUUUCAUCCACCGCCGCUAUCUCUGAUCCCGCCAUUUCGCUUCUUCGUCAACCCUUCGUCUGCUCCCAGAUGCUUAGCAGGGGAUUUACCACCGUUCGUGACACAGGCGGUGCCACGCUUGCUUUGAAGGAGGCCAUCGAAGAGGGUGUUUUUCCCGGGCCACGGCUCUUCAUCUGUAAUCGGGCUCUGUCUCAGACAGGUGGCCAUGGUGACCUCCGCGGCGCGCACGACCACAAGAACCGAGGAGGAGGAGGAGGAGGAGGAGGAGGAGGAGAAGGCUGCUGCGGGGGCUCAGCGGGUCAACUGGCUGUGGUCUGUGAUGGAGUACCGGAGUGCAUUCGUGCGGCGCGAGAGCAGUUGAGAACAGGAGCGGACUUCAUCAAGAUUAUGGUAGGAGGCGGCGUUGCCUCCCCCACGGAUCGGUUGACCAACACGCAAUUCACGGCUGCUGAGGUCCGGGCCAUCUGCGAUGUGGCAGAGAGCUAUGGAACCUACGUGACAGCUCAUGCGUACACGCCCAAAGCAAUUCGCCAUGCUGUUGACAAUGGUGUCAAGGGUAUCGAACAUGGAAAUCUUAUUGACGAAGCGACGGCACGGUACAUGGCCGAGAGGGGAAUAUGGUUAACACCAACGCUAGUGACAUAUGAUGCGAUGGCAUCAGAUGAGUAUGCCGGCUUCCUACCACCAGAGAAUCAGCGAAAAAACGAAGAGGUAUUGCGGCAGGGGCUGAAGUCGCUCACAAUUGCGGAAAAGGCAGGAGUCAACAUGUGUUAUGGCUCUGAUCUUUUAGGACCUUUGACGAGAGAGCAGUCAAAGGAGUUUGGCAUCCGGUCGGUCAUCCUAAAGAGCAAGCAGGUUUUGCAGUCAGCUACUGUGAAUGCGGCAAAGAUGCUAGGACAGGAGUCGUUUCUGGGCCAACUCAAACCAGGAUAUGCUGCCGAUAUGCUUAUUCUCAACGUCAACCCAUUCAAUGACGUGGCGAUGCUGGAUGAACCAAAGAAACACGUGUUGGCAGUAAUUAAGGACGGACGAGUAUGUGUGAGCCGUUGGAGAAAGCUUCCCAUGGAUGCAACACACGGAGAGGAGUUAAUUGAGUGAAAACAAUGGACAAGAUGUAAAGAAAUAAAGGGAGUCAUUGCAUUUACCCUAGAACUAGCUAGAGAUCCCACAACGAUGUUUGUAAGCCAUGA